AUGUCCGAGACGGCUCCAGCUGCCCCCGCGGCCCCGGCCCCGCCCGUCCCCGCGGAGAAGGCCCCGGCCAAGAAGAAGGUGAAGAAGCCGGCGGCGGGCGGAGCGCGGCGCAAGGCUGCGGGGCCCUCGGUGUCCGAGCUGAUCACCAAGGCGGUGGCGGCGUCCAAGGAGCGCAAUGGGGUGUCCCUGGCCGCCCUGAAAAAGGCGCUGGCCGCCGCCGGCUACGACGUGGAGAAGAACAACAGCCGCAUCAAGCUGGGGCUCAAGAGCCUGGUCACCAAAGGCACCUUGGUGCAGACCAAAGGCACCGGCGCCUCGGGCUCUUUCAAGAUCAACAAGAAGGCGGCCGGCUCCGAAGGCAAGGCCAAGCCCAAGGCUAGGAGGUCCGCGGCCGCCGCCAAGCCCAAGAAGGCGGCCGGGGCCGCCAAGAAGCCCAAAAAGCCGGCGGCCUCCGGAGCUAAGAAGAGCGUGAAGAAGACCCCGAAGAAAGCCAAGAAGCCGGCGGCGGCCAAAAAGGCAGCCAAAAGCCCGAAAAAGGCCAAAGCCGCUAAGCCCAAGAAAGCAGUCAAGAGUCCGGCCAAGCCGAAGGCGGUGAAGCCCAAAGCGGCUAAGCCCAAGGCUGCAAAGCCUAAGACGGCCAAGCCCAAGAAGGCUGCGGCGGCCAAGAAGAAGUAGGGAGGGCCUGCGCCAAC
Tachyglossus aculeatus (Australian echidna) is the source of this 692-nucleotide messenger RNA. Its product is annotated as histone H1.4-like. Gene Ontology annotation, biological process: nucleosome assembly. Gene Ontology annotation, cellular component: nucleosome. The record is from RefSeq and is a predicted model, not a curated record. The transcript has a single exon. Gene Ontology annotation, molecular function: DNA binding; structural constituent of chromatin. Bases 1 to 675 code for a protein of 224 amino acids. NCBI's taxonomy places the organism in Eukaryota, Metazoa, Chordata, Mammalia, Monotremata, Tachyglossidae.